Molecule: messenger RNA, 3135 nt
Organism: Cryptomeria japonica (Japanese cedar)
Lineage: Eukaryota; Viridiplantae; Streptophyta; Pinopsida; Cupressales; Cupressaceae
Product: bifunctional riboflavin biosynthesis protein RIBA 1, chloroplastic
Exons: 7
Coding region: 1073-2776 (567 amino acids)
Biological process (GO): riboflavin biosynthetic process
Cellular component (GO): chloroplast
Molecular function (GO): GTP cyclohydrolase II activity; 3,4-dihydroxy-2-butanone-4-phosphate synthase activity
Source: RefSeq, a predicted model, not a curated record
UGUCUAAAUUGACCAAUCAAUGUGGUUUUCAUAUCCUGAUUGAACUCCUGUAAUCAAAGGAUCUUCCGCAUCCUCAAAUUGACCAUUCAAUGGUUGAAUUUGAUUUGAAUUUUCGUUCCUUAUAAGAUCUUCUACUCCCUUCUUUAAUAAUCGAGAAGUUUGGGUUGUUACACAUUAGGCGUUCCUUGUAAGGGAAGCAUUUGACUGUCAAUAGUUCUAGAGGACAGUGGAGAUAAAGGAUUAUCAUUGAAACGGUCUUAUCUGACAAAAUAUUAUUGUCCAGCUGUUCUCUGCAAGGUCUAAGAGCCUAUUUAGGGUUACAUUUUCGUAGGCAGGGGCCAGUUUGAUAUCUACACUAUUCGACAUUUUAUUCUAAAUCCAAGCCUCUUCCGGUUUCCUCUUGCGUUCUGUGAUUCUAUUAAAAAUAAUCCCCAAAAAUACCAUUUGGUAUUUUUUUCAAUUGUUACGGUACAUGGUCAGUAACCAUCUGUAUUGCUAUUUUUUCUGAUUGGAUUCUUAUUUGGGCGCUCUGCAAUUUUCCUGGCAACCAUCAUUUGCCUUAUCUUUGCGUCUAGAGAAAAUCAAUUUACCCAUCUUUUCUUGUCCAAGUUCAAUAAAUCAAGCAUACUUAAUUACUUUGCAGCAGAAUGUUAAAUUGAUUUACAUCUGCAUUGGUUUGUGGUCUCAGUUGUUUUUGUGGGUGGGAGAGUUCAUUAACAAAUCCACCCAUCUGCAUAUGAUAAGAUUUUUCAUAAAUAUAUCAUACAGAAAUUCACCCAUCUGUUGGGAAACGGGAUUUUGUAGAUAUUUUUUGAAUUUUUAAAAAUCAUCGUUGUAUAAAAAUCUACCCAGACUUUUUGCAGACAUUGGUCAAUUCAAAUUUUUUUAACAAGAUAUUUAGCUAUUCAGAGAGAUUAUCAAAGCUACAAAUGUGUUUUGAGUAUUGAAGGAGGACGCUGUUGUAAGAAGAAGAAGAAAAACAGUUAGAAAGAAAGGAUAAUACCAAAGAGGUUAAGGACAGAGUUUUGAACAAAGACUACUGUAUCUGUCAAAUCUUGGGCUGAUUGUAAGGAUGAUGAUGAUGACUACUAUGCCACCGACCUACCCCAUGCCUGUUGUGAAGAUAAGUCCCAUAAAGAGCCAUAAAAACACUUUUGCGGUUUUUCGAGGAUUGCAAUCCACUGAGCAGUCAGCUUUUCAAAAGACUACUUUAAAGUCGUCUCUGGUCCUGAAGAAGGAUGCGUCGUUUCUAAAAUGUAGAUGUGUGGCUGGAAAUGGAUCUUUACAAAACGCUGGAGGAGUUGAUAAGGCACACAUUCAAAUGGGAAAUCUGGUCACACCUAGCGGUGUUAGCGUAAUUGGUGUAGGGAAAGGUCUAGUGACAGCAACUGAGUUAAACACAGACAAAAUUGCAUUUGAUACGGUGGAUGCAGAAAUCACCCAGGAAGCAAAUCAAUUUUUUGUUAGUGAAGAUGAUGAUGAUCAUGAUUCCCCGUCAAAGGGGUUUUGCUCCAUCCCUGAGGCAAUUGAAGCUAUCAGACAAGGAAAGCUUGUAAUCGCAGUGGAUGAUGAAGACAGGGAGAAUGAAGGCGAUCUUAUUAUGGCAGCAUCUUUAGUAACCCCUGAAGCAGUGGCCUUCAUUGUGAAGCAUGGAACUGGGAUUGUUUGUGUUGCUAUGAAGGAAGAGGAUCUAGAUAGGCUUGGACUGCCUUUAAUGGUACCGGACAAAGAAAAUGAAGAGAAACUUCUUACUGCAUUUACAUUGACUGUGGAUGCAAAAGUAGGCACAUCCACAGGUGUAUCAGCAACAGAUAGGGCCAAUACAAUACUGGCACUUGCAUCUCCAGAUUCUAAACCUGGUGAUUUUAGGAGGCCUGGUCAUAUAUUCCCUUUAAAAUACAGAGAAGGUGGAGUACUAAAGAGAGCUGGUCAUACGGAAGCUUCUGUUGAUCUUGCAAUACUAGCAGGAUUGAGCCCUGCUGCAGUGCUUUGUGAAAUAGUUGAUGAUGAUGGUUCAAUGGCACGCUUACCAAGAUUACGAGAGUUUGCCAAGGAGCAUAAUCUGCUUCUCAUAUCUAUUGCAGACCUUGUUAGAUACAAGAGGAAACGAGAGAAGUUGGUUGAACGAAGUGCUAUUGCCAGGCUGCCUACAAUGUGGGGACCAUUUCAGGUGUACUGUUACCGUUCAAAGUUGGAUGGCAUCGAGCAUGUUGCCAUGGUUAAGGGCAACAUUGGCGAUGGACUAGAUGUACUGGUAAGGGUUCAUUCUGAGUGUCUUACUGGGGAUAUCUUUGGUUCAGCAAGGUGUGAUUGUGGAAACCAACUUGCACAAGCCAUGCAACAAAUUGAGAAAGCUGGCAGAGGAGUUUUGGUUUACUUGCGUGGUCAUGAAGGACGCGGUAUUGGUCUGGGACACAAACUCCGAGCUUAUAACCUCCAAGAUGAAGGCCGUGAUACUGUUGAAGCUAACGUGGAACUUGGACUGCCUGUUGACUCUCGCGAAUAUGGGAUUGGAGCACAGAUCCUGAGGGACAUAGGAGUUCGGACUAUGAGGUUGAUGACAAAUAAUCCUACUAAGUAUGGUGGUCUCAAGGGUUAUGGAUUGAAAAUAGUGGGCCGGGUUGUUAUUAAUCCAACAAUAACAGAUGAGAACAAGAGAUACUUGGAGACAAAGCGUUCUAAAAUGGGCCACAUUUAUGGGACAGAUAUAUCACUGCCUUUUUCUUCACUCCUUCAAAGCAAUGUUACUGACAAAGCUGCCUCCAAAUCUUCUUGAUUUCUUACAGAUCAGACUCGAAGGUUGUCGAGGAUAGUAAUGAAAUUUCCAAUUUUUUAGUUCUUUCACAUAAAAAGUGGACUGAAAAGGCGUACUCAUUGCCUUUCACUAGCACUGCUAACUACCCUUCUUCUGUGUUUGAUCUGAUUACACUUUUGUUGCUCUAAUUUUGACAUAUUGUCGAAAUAGAUGGUAACCAUUUCACAUCUGAUCAAGGAGGAAUUGUAUUUUGUAUUUAAUAGUGGGGUUUACUAAUAAAAUUCAUUUCAUUGAAGAGUAUGGAAAUGUUGCAAGACUGGAAAUAUGUAACCUAUUUAUCGUCCCCAACUAAUUGGAAAAUAUCAGUGCAUUCAUUUUUA